Messenger RNA from Lasiodiplodia theobromae, 1239 nucleotides. Its product is annotated as HET domain-containing protein. The coding region runs from base 1 to 1239 and encodes 412 amino acids. The transcript has a single exon. The record is from RefSeq and is a predicted model, not a curated record. Lineage: Eukaryota; Fungi; Ascomycota; Dothideomycetes; Botryosphaeriales; Botryosphaeriaceae.
AUGGAUACACUCUGCAUUUCACCACGAGGAGAUUCGGAAGACCAGAAGUUUCUUCGCAAGAAGGCCAUCCACCGAAUGGCCUUGAUCUACGCUGGCGCCGAGCAAGUCCUUGUUCUCGAUGCUGAGCUAGACAAGCUUACCCGCAAAGGCAAGCCGCGCGAGCUGAUAGAUGCGCUCAUCUCUUACUCGAGGUGGAGUGGUCGGUGCUGGACGCUGGAAGAAGGGGCGCUCGCACGGAAGUGCCUUUUUCAAUUCAAAGAUGCAGCAAUGGAAGCUCCAUGGCACCCGAAACUCGAUGAACAGGUCAUCGUGGUAUUGUUGGUCAAUAUAAUUUACUUCUUACGGAACGUGCUCCACAUAUGGCCGCUGCGGAAGAUAACUCUCGACUUCGCCCACGACUACCUUCGUCGCGAGCUGGCCACCGCAGCGCUGCGGUCCACGCAGACGGACAUCGGCCACGCAUCGCACGCCAAUAGGAGGAUAGCACCAGGUCAGGACCUGCAAGUGGACAAAUUCGUACGCACAUGGAACGAAAUUGGGCGCCGAUCGACCACGCGGCCGGAGGAUAUCCACCCCAUAAUCGCGAACUUGACUGACUUCAGCGCGGCGCAAAUCAUGGGACUGGAGACGCCCGUGCUGCGUACGAAGACAAUAGCGCACUGCAUUGGUAGAUUUCCUCUGGACAUUCUGUGGACACCUUGCGCAAGACCGCAGGGGAACGGAAAUUGUGCAGAUCGAUGGAUCCCGUCGACACCGGGGCCUGAGCCUCUUAUGGAACGCGCAAAGCUGACGUCGACUGGCAAGGGGCUCGUUGUGGAUACCGAGAACAACAGUGAGCACCCCGAGAUAUUUUGGAUACCGCGUGGCAUGGUGGCUCCGCGAUUCUGCUUCCGCUGGCCGCAAUAUGACCAAAAAGAGUUUUGGUGCGUGAUCGAAUGCAUCAUGGCUGAAAAUGACGCAUUGCCGCGGAGUGCAUCUAAGACCGCUUGUUUAAUUUUGAGCCCCAACACCGUGAAUGAGGACACAACUUCUGCCCUUCCAGUGCUGCGUGGAGCGCGCUUUCUUGUAACUGGUGGCUACCUCGACAUGUCCGAGUCUCUCUAUCUUCGCUAUGACUGCCCCCUUAUUUACAAGAUUCAAAGGCAUCGGCCGGAUGUUGAGGAAAUUCGUGAUACCCCUAUCAUGACGGUAGAUAUAGUAUCUCGAAGUCAAAAACUUAUCAUCGAAAGCAGUGAGUAA